AUGGAGAGUCGACAAAAGGUCGGAGGGGAGAGGAUUUUGCUUUCCCCGAAGCCGCAACGCCAAAUUCAGGUUCAACUCUCCAGCGACCAGCAAAGCUCCCAUCAAUUCCCCUUCGCUGUCCAUUCGUCCAUUCUUCUGUCGAGGCUUUUUUUCUUCCACCGCGCCCUCUCCACCGUCAUAAUGCUCCGUUCCGCGAUUGUCCGCUCAUUGAGGGCCUCUGUGCCCCGUGCCGUCAAGCCCCAGGCUGCUUUCCAGAUCCGCAGCUCUCCUGUGGCUCGCCCUGCUCAAUUCGCUCCUCGAUUCGCCUUCCAGGCUGUUCGUUUCUACUCCGCCCCUGCCGGCCUGGGCAAGGACGAGGUUGAGGGCCGGAUAGUCAACCUCUUGAAGAACUUUGACAAGGUUACCGAUGCUAGCAAGAUCAACGCUGCAUCUCACUUCUCGAACGACCUCGGACUUGACAGCCUGGAUACCGUUGAGGUUGUGAUGGCUAUUGAAGAGGAAUUCAGCAUUGAGAUCCCCGACAAGGAGGCCGACACCAUCCACAGCGUUGACAAGGCUGUUGAGUACAUCCUUGCUCAGCCCGAUGCUCACUAA
Aspergillus puulaauensis is the source of this 594-nucleotide messenger RNA. It is a transcript of the gene acpA, whose product is annotated as acyl carrier protein. The transcript has 8 exons. Gene Ontology annotation, cellular component: mitochondrion. Lineage: Eukaryota; Fungi; Ascomycota; Eurotiomycetes; Eurotiales; Aspergillaceae. The coding region runs from base 1 to 594 and encodes 197 amino acids. Gene Ontology annotation, biological process: fatty acid biosynthetic process. The record is from RefSeq and is a predicted model, not a curated record. Gene Ontology annotation, molecular function: acyl carrier activity; acyl binding.